Portunus trituberculatus (swimming crab) is the source of this 1515-nucleotide messenger RNA. RefSeq lists its product as uncharacterized. The transcript is spliced from 3 exons. NCBI's taxonomy places the organism in Eukaryota, Metazoa, Arthropoda, Malacostraca, Decapoda, Portunidae. The coding region runs from base 1 to 1515 and encodes 504 amino acids. The record is from RefSeq and is a predicted model, not a curated record.
AUGAACGAUAUCAAAGGCCUGGGCCUUUUCGUGGAAGCCUUGAGCGCCUGCGUGAGGAACUUGAAAAUUAUGGGAGAACUAAAACAAAUUGAAACAUAUGCAUCCAUGCUCAUCAUAACAGGGAGGUUUAAAGGGAAACUGAGAGAAGACUACGUGGAUGAGUCAUAUAGACAUGAAGAACUGAACAUGGGCACCUCGUGCGAUGCUGAGUGGCUGUUAACAUUCACAAAAAACAUGCUCAGAAAGGCUGAGAAGGACGGAGAACGGAUAGAAGAUUCAAAUAUACAACGUGCAAACUCGCCAUAUAAAUCCCUACCAAAUAGGAAGACUAUGGGAUUGAUGACCUCGACGUCAAGGGUGACGAACAGAAGUCAGACACAGUGCCCACUGUGUCAGGGACACCAUCCCAUCAAUACAUGUAGGUACUUCAUUGAGAUGAAUAUAAAUAACCACCUCUCACUAAGAUUAAGACAGGUGCCACUACCAGCCAUUAUGCCACCAGACCCAUCCACAAGUGAUGCCAAUCCUGAAGCAACCAGUUCCUCACAGAAAGAAAGUACAGAUAAAUUCAACACCCUGGUGACCCUUAACAAGAACAAGAAGGAUCCUUUCAGAUGGAUCAGAGCUGGACAAACAGGAGAUGAGGAUGUGAAGGUGAGAGCUAAGAGCCAGGACCCAAGAAACUCCAUCAUUACGGGCACCCUCUUAGAUUCAGGUAGUGAUAGAUCUUAUUGUACGCGUGGUCUAGUAGAUCGCCUACAAGCCAAAGGGGAGCCAGUACAGCUAACUAUUGGCACAAUUAUGUGUGAAGAUACACAGCUAAACAUUGAACAACUUGAUUUAAUGGUGACCAGCACAGGAAUGAAGAGCCGAACUGUUCUUAUUCCCCAAGUUAUAGUGGUGACAGAACUCCCAUCCUCUCUGAAAGGGUCUGUUGCAAGGUCCAGUGAUAUGGAAGUGUGGUCUCACCUUCGAGACAUUGCACAGUUCCAUGAUCCAAAGGAAGUGGAACUUUUAAUAGGCUUAGAUAUACCCCAAGCCCUAGUACCACUAGAAGUAAGAUCUGGGAAGGAUGGAGAACCAUUCACAACUCGCACCCUUCUUGGUUGGACGAUUAAUGGCCCUAUAGGACUAGACGGCCAUGAUGCAACCGCAGUGAACAGUCACGUCACCACGACAACUGCAGAAAAUCAAAGAAAAUACCUGGAUCACCAAGUCAACCUUGUAUGGGAACUAAAUGCCACCAAGAAUUGUGAUGAUCCCAUCUCUGUCGAAGACAAAAGAGUCACAAAAUUAUGGUCAGAGAACGUAGUGCAAGUGGAUGGACAUUACCAACUUCCCAUCCCAUUUCGCAACAAGAACCCGGACCUUCCGGACAACAAAGACCUAGCCGAACGACGGUUGGAGAGCCUUAGAAGACGUCAUGUGAAACAUCUGGAACUCUUCGUCCGAUAUCAAGAAGAAAUGUCACGCUUACUUAGUGAAGGCCAUUCUGAGCGAGUUCCCUCUUUAUAA